Rotaria sp. Silwood1 is the source of this 1671-nucleotide messenger RNA. Lineage: Eukaryota; Metazoa; Rotifera; Eurotatoria; Philodinida; Philodinidae. The record is from the annotation of a GenBank genome assembly.
AUGCGGAAUGUAGCUAUAAUUGGUGGUGGUGUCAGUGGAUUAAUAUGUAUCAAAUGUUGUUUAGAUGGUGGUCUAUUGCCAACAUGUUAUGAAAUGACAAAUGAUAUAGGUGGUCUUUGGAAUUACGAUGCCAAUGCAAUUGAUGGUAAAGCCAGUGUAAUGAAAUCAACUGUUAUUAAUACAUCCAAAGAAUUUAUGGCAUUUAGUGAUUAUCCUCCACCAAUUGAAUAUCCGAAUUACAUGCAUAAUACUAAAUUAUUAGAAUACUUUCGUAGGUAUACAACACAUUUUAAUCUUAUGAAAUAUAUUCGAUUUCGACGACGUGUGACACGUGUUCAACCUGCUGAUGAUUAUGAACAAACAGGUUGUUGGUUAAUAUAUAGUAUGGAUGCAGAACAGAAAGAUAAAGACAUGAUAGGUAAUGAAACAUGUGAAAAGUAUGAUGCUGUUAUGUUAGCAACCGGACAUCAUGCUCAUCCAAGAUGGGCUAAUUUCCAUGGAUUAGAAAAUUUUAAAGGCAUGUAUUCUGAUAAUUUAGUAUUUGUAACAAGUGGUCGAAAAAUUCAUAGUUGGCAAUAUAAGACUUCGCAUGGUUUUGAAGAUAAAAAUGUACUUGUUAUUGGUAUUGGUAAUUCGGGUGGAGAUUUAGUUGUUGAAUUAGGUCGUGUAGCGAAACAGGUUUAUUUGAGUACUCGUCGUGGUACAUGGGUAUUGAAUCGUGUUGGACCUAAUGGAUGGCCAUUUGAUUUGUUAAUGUCAAAUGAAAUUAUUAGUGCAGUUCAAAAAUAUUUUCCUUCAUUAACGAAUUGGCUUAUGGAAAGGGAUAUGAACCAAAAAUUUAAUCAUGAAAUUUAUGGUCUUAAACCAAAUCAUCGUCCUUUAGAACAACAUCCAUUUAUAAACGAUGACUUAGCUAAUAGAAUCUUAUGUGGUUCUGUUAUAAUUAAACCUGAUGUUAAAGAAUUUACAGCUGAUGGUCAUGGUGUUGUAUUCAGUGAUGGUUCUAAAGUUGAUCAUAUUGAUUGUAUUCUUAUGGCAACAGGUUUUAAUAUUGCAUUUCCAUAUUUAGACGAAAAAAUCUUAACUGUUAAAGAUAAUAGAAUUCGACUUUAUAAAUAUGUUUGGCCAUCUCAUAUGACUCAUCCAACACUUGCUGUUAUGGGUCUUAUACAACCAUGGGGUGCUAUUAAUCCUAUAACAGAACUUCAAGCACGUUGGGUUGUUCGAGUAUUUAAUGGUGAAUUAAAAUUAUCUUCAUGUUUAAAAAUGGAUGAAGAUAUUGAUGAGAAAAUUCAUCAAAUGUCACAACGAUACGUUGCAUCAUCACGACAUACUGUACAAGUUGAUUAUUUAGAUUAUUGUAAUGAAAUAGCUAAACAAGUUGGUUGUCGACCAAAUAUAUUGAAUUUUUUAAUAAAGGAUUUUAAACUUGGUUGGCAUUUACUAUUUGGGUCAUGUACACCAUAUAGAUAUCGUUUAGAAGGUCCUAAUCAAUGGGAUGGUGCUCGACAAGCUAUUUUGACACAAAAUGAAAGAGUUAAAUAUCCAUUACGAGUCAGUCGUAAACAAGAACAAAAUCAACAAAAAAAAUUUGCAAUAAAUUGGACACCAAUGUUUUCAAUCGUUUUUUUUAUACUAAUAUUCUUCAUUAUUUUUCAAUGUUUUAUGUAA